AGCCCCUCCUCUGCCUUCUCAAAAACCCCUCAUUCACUCCACUCUCUGGCAAGUCAAAAUUACUCUUCAUUAACUUGCUGUGCAUUAAUGGAAGUGCCCGAGUAUCUUGUCGGUGGCUACUACGGCACCGGAGCCGGUCAGUUUUCGCCGGAGAAGCAGAAAUCCGCCGCCGAGCAUUUCGCUGUCGAUGAAUAUUUAUUGGACCUCUCGAAUGAAGAUGUGGCAAUGCAUAACGGUUUCUUCGAUAACGUCGCCGGAAAUUGCAGUGAUUCGUCGACGGUUACUGCGAUUGAGAGCUGCAAUUCGUCGGUCUCCGGCGGCGAUAACCAGUUAUUAGGAAAAUUUGAGUCCGGAAGGUUCUGUGAAGUUCAAUUCUCGAGCGAACUCUGCAUUCCGUGCGACGAUUUGGCGGAACUGGAAUGGCUGUCGAAUUUCGUUGAAGAAUCAUUUUCGACGGAGGAGAUUGAGAAGGAUUUUGCAGCAAUUCCGUUCCUCUCCGGGGGGAUCAGUACGGCAACGACUCCAGAAACACCGUCGUCUUCAGGAGCGACAGCGUUUGGUUAUGGAAGUGCAAAAACGACAUCGUUUCUUCACAGCGAAGCUCUAACUCUCCCCGGAAAAGCCCGAAGCAAACGUUCACGCGCUACGCCUUGCGACUGGUCCACGCGGCUUUUCGAAGCGACGGCUCCGGAGAAAACGGAGGGAGCGAUGACGAAGCCGGAAACGACGUCGGGUCGGAAAUGCCUGCAUUGCGCGGCGGAGAAGACGCCGCAGUGGCGGACUGGGCCGAUGGGCCCAAAAACGCUUUGUAACGCUUGUGGGGUCCGGUACAAGUCGGGUCGGCUUGUACCCGAAUACCGACCCGCUUCCAGCCCGACAUUUGUGUCGACGAAGCACUCAAAUUCUCACCGGAAGGUGAUGGAGCUCCGACGGCAGAAGGAGAUGCAACAUCAAGAGCAGUUUGUAAGUCAAAGCUCGAUAUUCAGCAGAUCCAACGGCUGUGAUGAGUACUUGAUCCACCGUCACAACGGCGGUGAUUUCAGUCUCAUGAUGUAGAAUUUUGCAGUAAAAGGGGUAGAAGAAAGACAGUGGAAAAAGCUAUAAAAAAAAAGAGAAUUAAUAGUUUUAUGUACUUUUUUUUUGUUUUGUUUUGUUUUUUAAUUUAAAUAUUUUUUUAACCUUUUCAUCAGUAAAAACCUCUGGAAUUAAAAAGAGAGGGAGAGAGGAUAAUGAUUGUGGUGGGACUGAGUGAUUGUACGGACAUUUCUCAGGCAUCUUUUCUGAUUAAAAUGAAAUUGCA
Benincasa hispida (wax gourd) is the source of this 1300-nucleotide messenger RNA. RefSeq names its product GATA transcription factor 9-like. Gene Ontology annotation, molecular function: zinc ion binding; sequence-specific DNA binding. Lineage: Eukaryota; Viridiplantae; Streptophyta; Magnoliopsida; Cucurbitales; Cucurbitaceae. The record is from RefSeq and is a predicted model, not a curated record. Gene Ontology annotation, biological process: positive regulation of DNA-templated transcription; cell differentiation. Gene Ontology annotation, cellular component: nucleus.